Messenger RNA from Emericellopsis atlantica, 3676 nucleotides. RefSeq lists its product as uncharacterized. The transcript has a single exon. Bases 307 to 3306 code for a protein of 999 amino acids. The record is from RefSeq and is a predicted model, not a curated record. NCBI's taxonomy places the organism in Eukaryota, Fungi, Ascomycota, Sordariomycetes, Hypocreales, Bionectriaceae.
CUUACGGCGAGGUGAGGGAGGUCCCGACAUUCAAAAGCACUACCACAAGUGCCCGUACCCCAUCCGCCGAUCGUCUAUGCUUGAACACUCUGCUACAUUUCGCAAAGAACGCAGGCUGUGUUUGUGCGCCCACGAGGACUCAAUCGCUCCUAGUUGCUGUGUCCGACCCUCCGUCAAACCUUAUUUCGCGCUGCCAUUAUGACCUCAUACUGUACUGUCGAAGCGCGCGACGCGACAUUGACAUCUCCAUACUGGCCAACACGUGUAUCCAAGAGCUCACUCACUCGCGACAUGCUCAAGUGAUCAAUGUCUCGCCAUGACUCGAGCCCCGAGGGCGUCAAGCCUGUGUCGUCCGCAGCCUCCGCAUCGCGAAAGCGGGCGCUGCCGGCAUGGCUGGAUCAUUUCAACAUUCAUGACAUGAAGAUACUGUUUCGCUGCUGGGUGGCCGCUUGGGUGGCCAUUCUUUUGAUCUUCAUCCAGCCGGCCUUGACCAACAUUGGCCAAGCGACUUUUUUCAGUACGCUUGUGUUGUUGGUCAUCCCACCGGCGAACAUACUCUUUGUGUAUAUCCUCCAAGCAUUCUCCCUGCUGUUGGGGAUGUGUGCUGCCUGGGCAUGGGGUCUUCUUGUCAUGAAGUGUGGCCUCUCUGUGCGGUCCGAGUCUGAAAUGCAGGCUCUGCUGGCGAGUUUGCAGACAAAAGCUGCGGAAGCCGCUCGGAGGUCGGGCCAGGAUCCGGCAUGGGAAGCGCAGAUACUUGUCCACGACGGGCACUUUCUGAACGCAAAGGUCACUGCCGUCUUCUUUGUGAUGGGACUCCUUUUCAUCUAUGUCCUGGCACGCCUGCGAUGCGCCAACCCGAAGCUCUUCUUCUUCCAAAUGUUUGGGACUAUCGCUAUGGACCUCUUCAUUCUGUUUGGUCCGGGCCUGCCAUCAUACAAGGCUGACUUGGCAGUCACUCUGGUGAAGCCUGGCGCAAUCGGUACUGCCUUGGGCACGACUUGCUGCCUGCUAUUCUUCCCACAAUCAACUUCAUACGCGGUACUCGACUCUCUCGGAAAACUCGUCGGUCUCAUGCAGAAGCCUAUCGAGCUGACAAGGAGAGGUCUUCAAGAUGAAGAGCUGCCCAUGGAGGAACUCCGAGCCACGCGUCUGAAAAUGGUCUCGCUGUACAAAUCCAUCGGGCCGCUUGUCGCUUUCCUUCCUCUCGACAUGUCCCGGGGACGAUGGAACACCGGCGAUGUGAGAGCUUUGUAUGGUCAUAUCAGAGAGGCGAUGGUGGCGGGGCUCUCGCUCCUCGAUCUCCAUAUCACUUGGGCUCACGCAGCAGAGCAAAAAGUCGAAUUCGAGAAGUACCGACAGGAUCACGACCACGAUCAUCACGAUCAUCACAAAGCAGGACACAGACAGCUUUCUGAAACCGCUGAACUCAUGUAUGCACUCAGAGAUCCGGAAGUGGACGGAAGGCAUCAUCGGGCUUUUGAGUUACUAAGAAAUCCAGCAAGCGAGGUGUUUUCAGUCACAUCGCAAUCCAUCACCUUGGCAGUGCGGUGUCUCAGGUCCGUAAACUCCUGUCGAUGGCUCAGAGUGCCUUCGAAGGAGACAUUCACCGAGUUGCAAAGCGAGCUGGGCGACAUGAUUGCUACAAUAAAGCGUACUACAGACAAAUGCGUGGUGGACGUCACGGAAGGCAUAAUAGAGGCGCACAGUGAUUUGUUUGACGAAAGUGGAGAGCUCAAAGAACAGGAUGACAUGCAUAUGCCGAAUCUAAGGGGCAUCGUGCUGGGCAUGAUCCUCGAGGAACGCAUUCUGAACACAGCAAGACGAACGCAGCAGCUCCUCGAAUUCAUCCUGCGCUUGAUGGAACUGCGGACCGAGCAUCGACUCUGGUGGCCCUCGAAGCUUCAAUAUGCGCUUUCGUGGCUUUUGUUUGGGAAGCACUCGGCCCCCAGUCUGAACUCGUCUGACGCGGUUGAUGAUUCCCAGACGUCGAAGCGUGCUGACCCCGACGCGGACGAUGGUGCUAUCGGGGACCACGCUCAGGAGGCAUACAGGCGCUUACGACUGGUGAGGGGAUACAAGGGUGCCAGUGCCCGGAGAAGUCCCGUCACGCGAGCCAUCAUUAAAAGCCGGGACUGGCUCUUUGGCGUGUCGGGCAUGUUCGCUCUACGGAUGGUCGUGGUGACCUUGGUCACAGCGAUUAUUUCUGUCAUCCCGCAUUCUUCCGGGUUUUUCUACCGCGAAAAGGGCAUCUGGGUGGUCAUUACCGCACAACUAUGCAUUCUCACCUACAUGAGCGACUUCACCUUCUCCCUCCUCACUAGGGUCGUGGGUACCAUCGCAGGGGGCGUACUUGGCAUGCUGGUCUGGUACAUUGGCUCUGGGGACGGAACAGGCAAUCCCUAUGGACUGGCUGCUACUUCAGCGGUCGUCCUGCCCAUCGUUCUCUGGCUGCGUAUCUUUCUGCCCCCUGUCUAUGUCAAGGCGACGAUCCUCUUCGGUGUCACAUUCUGUCUCGUUAUCGGAUUCAGCUACGACAUGCACCACUUGCGACUCUAUGGCCUUCCUGGAGUUGGUUACCAGGCUUUCUGGAAGCGACUGACAGGUGUGUUGAUCGGCUGUUUAGUAGCCACCGUCGUCCAGAUCUUCCCAAAACCACCGUCUGCUACGCGGCACGUGUGUGAUACUCUGUCGAACACCACGGGGACACUGGCGGACCAUUACGCGCUGCUCCUGUCACACUGGGGCCAUGCCGAUCUACAAAGCCCUUUGGGCGCUGUAGCAGAGGAAAUCUCCAUCACGGUCGCCGAUACUUUACUCUCACUGAGCGGCUCGAUAGCCUACUUGCAGUAUGAAAUAUCUCUCACGCCAUUCGAUCGGGUUGUCCUUCGAGACGCGCAGACAGAGCUAGAGCAUGUCAACCAGGCACUGCGGCGGCUCCUCAAUCUGUCCACUUCAAUGCCAAAUGAGCUCCAAGAACGGUUCAGUCAGAUCACUGGAUUCCAGGAGGAGCGAACUAUUGGCGAUGUCAUGGCUGUUCUCAGUUUGAUCGAGCAGGCGCUCAGGACGGGAUGCGCCCUGCCGGAGAGAUUGCCCACACCGCUCGUCAGGCGAUUCUAUGAGUCGCGGCGCUUGAAGAAUAGUGUGCCCAUGCUGAAUACCACCCUGGUGCGGGACGCAGAGUAUAGGAGGUACUGCGUGGCACUGUCGUCCUACCUGAAGCUCUUGUCUAGCAUCGACUCGCUGGUACUGGUGCUGAAGAAGGCGUUGGGGGAGGUCCAUGUCAUUCAUCCUUGGGAAGGGGCCUGAGCCUUUUGCUCUUGAGAGGCCAAACCAUGUUCCAUUUACGAGGCAUCGCAGCGCUGGCCAUCUCUGGAACCUGGUCUUGCGACAAAAGACGAGGGUAUUUAUAACCACGCUAUCUGAGCAGUAGGAGGCGAUCAGCGACGAGGUAAGAAACAGUGGUAAAGGGACAUCUAGAGAUAGACAUUUGUUGUAUACGCCAAAAUCAUUAAAUCCUGACGAAAUGUCAGUGGUUUUUCCGAUGUCACUUGAUCGAAGAAUGCCUACAUUCACUUCCCAUCAAUUUCAGUGCCGCCCAUCUUACUCACCCGACUCACCCCACACUGAGCGACCACCGAUGCUCACGCUGAGCUUCGGCUUCCUCGCAGAACUCAUG